AAAUGGUACCUCUUUAGAGCGAAAGAAAAUUCGGCAGACAAAAUAGUUUUUUGUUGAACGUUCUCUCAAUUUUUGUUAAGGUAUUAGUUAACACGAACCGCAGAAAACACGCCCGUUGUUCGGUGUAUUUUUAUUUUUAUUCUUCUGCUGAUUCGAGUAGUGUCAGAAAUAUCUAAGAAAAUAAAACACCAAAGAGCUCUUCGACUCUAAACUUUUUUUUAUUCAUUAAUAAAUAUUAUAAAAAUGCAACAAAUCUACCAGAUCCAAUCACCAUACCAACAACAACAACAGCAACAACCAUUACCUGUUCAACAUGUUGUGGUAUUGCAAAUUCCGAUGGAAGAUCAUCCAGUUCAUACUACCUGUCCAUCUUGUCACGCAACCAUACAGACGACAGUAACCGAAGAGACAAGUGCAAAUACACAUUUGUUGGCUGGAUUUUUGUGUAUGAUGUGUUGCAUACCUUGCGCAAUCAUUCCUUAUUUUUGUUCAACAACCAAGAAUUCAGUGCAUACUUGUCCUAACUGUACUGCUUAUAUUGGGACAUACAAUCCUUUUCACCGACGACGCUAUAAUAGAUGGUAAUCAUUGGAAAUACAAUAAAUUUGUUUUUGACUUUAAUAAAUUAGAAACAGCAACAAGUUAACACAACUGAA
This is a messenger RNA of Bradysia coprophila, 656 nucleotides long. Its product is annotated as lipopolysaccharide-induced tumor necrosis factor-alpha factor homolog. Gene Ontology annotation, molecular function: zinc ion binding. NCBI's taxonomy places the organism in Eukaryota, Metazoa, Arthropoda, Insecta, Diptera, Sciaridae. The record is from RefSeq and is a predicted model, not a curated record.